CAGCCCACUUGCCUUGCCUGCAAACCCUUCUCCCCUUCUCUUCUGCAGUUCUCCUUCCUCUCUCGCCCUCACCCUCGCUGUCUCUCACCCUCGCUGCCUCUCGCUAUCUGCCUCCUUUCUCUUGCUAGUCCGCGCGCGCUCGCCCUCGCUAAGGCUCGGCUUCUCUUGCUCUCGCUAGGGCUCGGCCCCUCUCGCUCUCGCUCGCCCUCGCUCUCUCUCACCCUCGCUGCCUCCCGCUCUCUGCCUCAUCUCUCUUGCUCGUCCGCUCGCGCUCGCCCUCGCUCUCUGCGUCUCUUGCCCUCGCCCACCGAAACCGCUUUAUUUUUCAUAGGACUCGGACCGCGUCGCGUGGGUGGGCUUUUUCUAGAAGCAAAUGCUUCGAAGUUUCGCUGCCCAAAACCCAGAUGGAUUGUCAACUCCAUAGUUGUCUACGGCAGAAGAAGUGGGUCAGAAACUAGAAUUUUUCCCCCCCCUAUAACCAGACCCGUACAUCCGUAGAUGGUUGAUCACCAACGCACUGCUAAUACGGGGGAAAUCACUGUAUGAACCAAGAAGAGGCGAUUGAUCGAUAUAGCUUACCAGUUUGGCUCCAAAUUCACAAGUCUCUGUCAAAAUGUCUCCUAGAGGGUUAGUCCAUGAAUCCAUGGCUCAGAUUGCCUCCAGUAGUUGCUCUGCACUAGAAGCAAAUGAAGCGGCAUCAGAUGAUGUUGCUACAGGAGAGCGCUCAACAGCUAGCAAUGACAAUAUCUCUCUCAUCCAUGUGAUGGAUGAAAGUGUGAAUGAAGUUGAUGGUCGAAGUGAAGAUACAAAUCCAAGCAAAAAAAGUGCUUCCAAGCAUAGCGCCAAAGGAGUAACUAACAAAAGCUGGCGUAGACGUACUCAACCCAUGGAUGAGAGUAUUAUUGUCCUAUCGAGCAUUGCUGAAUCAUCGAAAAGAAUUGCUAAUGCUAUGGAGAUUCAAGCGACAUUAGAUGCACAAAAUCACAUCAAUUGGCAAUUGGUGUUAGAAAAAUUAAAAGGCAUGAAGAUAGAUAGGCGUGAUAUGAUGCAAGUCAUGAAGAUAUAGCUUACCAGUUUGGCUCCAAAUUCACAAGUCUCUGUCAAAAUGUUUCCUGGAGGGUUAGUCCAUGAAUCCAUGGCUCAGAUUGCCUCCAGUAGUUGCUCUGCACCAGAAGCAAAUGAAGCGACAUCAGAUGAUGGUGGCAUUGUUGGCGGGAUGGCUCGUUUGGGAAUUGGAGGUCAUGAGAUUAACAGCUCCAACAACGAUGAGGAUGGUGGUGGUAUUCAGGUCACAUGCUUCACUGAAGUUAUGGAUGAUGUUACCCUCCACUUUCAGAUCAUUAGUCUCCACAAACAGAUUUAUGCAUGGAUUGGUUGCAACUCUGCCAAGUUUGGACAUUUAUAUGCUGCUGCCCCUACCCCACCUAACAGUACUGUAAGUGUUACUAACUUACUUGGAGGAACUUCUGAUAACACAGGAUCUAGCGUUGCUCGUCGACUCGUUCACAAAACGGGUCUUAAUGUUUUACUAGCCUGUAACAUUCCAAAGAAUAGUCCCACCCUUGAGGCAGCUGCUGAGAAAAAGCUGGUGCAGAAGCUAAUUAACCUGGGAUACGUUAGGCCGAAAAGUAAAGGAUCUUCUUCAUAGUUUAUCCCGUGUACAUACUACAGAUGCAAUUGUAUUGCCUUAGUGAUUCCUCUGGCUUUUUGUUUCCUCCUAUUAAGGGCCUAGGCGACAUUGUUGUGAUGUGCUGCACCUGCUGUGUUAUGUUAUGCUAUGAAAGUAAUAUGAUAAAAAGUAAUUCUUGGUAAUUUA
Molecule: messenger RNA, 1816 nt
Organism: Diospyros lotus (date-plum)
Lineage: Eukaryota; Viridiplantae; Streptophyta; Magnoliopsida; Ericales; Ebenaceae
Exons: 8
Coding region: 1106-1648 (180 amino acids)
Biological process (GO): proteasome assembly
Source: RefSeq, a predicted model, not a curated record